This is a messenger RNA of Colletotrichum karsti, 1545 nucleotides long. Its product is annotated as elymoclavine monooxygenase. The transcript is spliced from 8 exons. NCBI's taxonomy places the organism in Eukaryota, Fungi, Ascomycota, Sordariomycetes, Glomerellales, Glomerellaceae. The coding region runs from base 1 to 1545 and encodes 514 amino acids. The record is from RefSeq and is a predicted model, not a curated record. Gene Ontology annotation, molecular function: oxidoreductase activity, acting on paired donors, with incorporation or reduction of molecular oxygen; heme binding; monooxygenase activity.
AUGGCCCUGAAGCUCCUGGGACAGUACGAUCUCUUGAGCGAGGCCCCGCGGAUUUUGGCCGUGGGGUCUGUCGUCUAUGCUCUCGGACUCGUGGUCUACAGGCUUCUGUUCCACCCCCUCAGAAAUAUCCCUGGCCCAUGGUACGCUGCAGCCACUUACUGGUACGAGUUCUACCAGGAUGUCAUCCUUGAUGGCCAUUACAUCAAGGAUUACCCCAAACUCCACGCCAAGUACGGACCUGUCGUGAGAGUAUCACCAAGUCGAGUUCACAUCAGCGACCCGGACUAUUUCAAAGAAGUCUACGGCAAUGGCACCAAGUACACGAAAGACCCUGAUUUCUUUCAGAGCGGAGGCGGCAUCAAGUAUUCCAUCAUCAUGUUGAUUGAUCCUGAAGCACACAAGCAAAGGAGGAAUACAGUCAAGUCGUUGUUUUCCCCGAAACAGAUGGACCAGCUGGCCCCUAUUGUGCUUGAUGUUGUGAAGAGAGCCAUGGCAAGGGUUCAGAGAGCAUAUGAGAAGGGUCAGGCAGUGAGCAUGCAGCCCCUCUGGCAAGCAGUAACGGUUGACACCAUCAUGCCUGUGCUCUUCGACAGACAUAUGAACUUGGUCGAUCAGGACGAGGAGUUCCCGCCGUUUCUGGAUAUCAUGGAGAAGUUUGCAGAGAACUUCCUCAUUACCAAGCAUUUCCCCUUCCUUAUUCACUUCGCUUUAGCCAUUCCCAUGAGCAUUGCACAGAAGGUCCUACCUGGCUAUGCCCAGUUCCGCAAUCAAUGUUCCGAAUGGAUUGGUGAGAUCGAGGAGAAACAAAAGACCGGCAACGACACUGCCGCCGAUGGCCGCAGCACGUAUUUCGAUCUUCUCCUGAACACGAAGAACACCAAGAUGUACCACAAGCUCACCCGAGACAUGCUUGUCGAUGAAGCCUUGGCGCUGUGUUUCGCCGGCACCGACACGACCAGCUUCGGCUUGACCUUCGGAACCUACUACCUGCUCAGCAACCCGGACAAGCUUCAGAAGAUGCUUGCGGAGCUGAAGACUGUACCGACGAACGCUGAAGGUCUCUACGAGUACCGUGAAGUGUGCAAGCUGCCUUAUCUUAGUGCCACCAUCAAGGAGAUUCUUCGUCUUUCAUCACCUGUUCCUGGAAUCAUUCCCAGAAGAGUACCCGCGGGCGGUUCUCAUGUCGGUGGAAAGUUUCUCCCAGAAGGCACAACCGUAUCUCAAACACUCCGUACUAUCCAUGACAACCCAGAGAUCUACCCCGAGCCUGAGAAGUUCAUUCCCGAGCGUUGGCUGGGUGAGGACGGCUGGGCGCUGGAAAAGUACUUUGUUCCGUUUAGCAAGGGCCCUCGCUCGUGCUUGGGUAUGAACGUCGCGUACGUCGAGAUGUAUCUCAGCAUCGCCAACUUCUUCACCCGCUUCAACAUGAGUCUCUUCGAGACUGAUGAGACUACCGCGAUAUGGAUCGACAGUGCUGCGGCCCGUAUUUGGAAACCGAUCAAGGUCAAGGUUGACUCGAUAAACGGCGAAAAGGUCUUGUCAUAG